CCAAUUUAGGUCUUUAAUGCAGGGCCGACAGACAAGUUCCUUACUUUUUCCCCCUUCCACUUGCCCCUUCCAUUUUUGCGGUACAACUUAGUUUCCUCAAACACCCAUGUCUUUCCUACCUGUGUGUGUGUGUGUGUGUGUGUGUUGGUUUGAGUGUGUGUGUGCAUGUGUACGUUUCCCAGUCCGUGGUGUGUUCAGUGUGUGUGUGAUGCGUCUGCGGGGUCCGUGGUGUAGCUGGGGGGCUGUGGUGGUCUCUGUUGCAGCUGUGCUCCUGGUAGCAGCCCUGGGCCUGGCACUGGUGCUCAUCUUCACACAGCUAAAGGGGCAGAGUCUGGAUGGGGAAGUGGUGUCGACCAAUCCCCUGGACUUGUUGUCUGGAGAUGGACUGCCUCGUGAUCUACCCACAACCUCCACCAACCACAGUCAGAGGGACAUUACAGUGGCCCCACAGCCAGCCAGAUACCCUACCCCUGAAACUAGAUGUGGGGGUGUAUUGACAGCCUCAGAGGGCAGCUUUAGCUCCCCCAACCACCCUGGAUCGUAUCCCCCGGACUCGCUGUGUGUCUGGGUGAUACGGGCGCGCCCUCCAUCCCUGGUCCAGAUCCAUGUGUCCUCUCUGACCAUAGAAGGACCAUCCCCCUGCCUCUUUGACUGGCUGGAGGUUCAGGAGGAGACGGAAAAGCCUUCUGUUGUCACCAGGUUCUGCGGCAACGUGGCACCCCCUACUGUGAACACCAACAGCAGCACUGUGUGGGUGACCUUCCGCUCUGAUGGGAGCAUCGGAGGCAGUGGCUUCACCGCCCAGUACCACGCCAUCACACCUGAACAGAAGAGCUGCUCCGGGGAGGAGUUUAUGUGUGACCACGGGCGCUGCAUCCUGCCUGUGUCAGUGUGUGACGGUCAGCCCAACUGUCAUGACCUCUCUGAUGAGGCCAACUGCAGCCACAAGCACAAAGAGUGUGGGGGCCAAAAGACUGGACUCUACGGCUACCUGGCGAGUCCAAACCACCCAAAGCCUUACCCUCAACAACAGUUGUGCACAUGGCAGAUCUCUGUGGAGGAGGGUCAUGUGAUCAGGCUGAGUUUCCAUAACUUCAGUCUGGAGACUCAGGACGUGUGUGAGUUUGACUAUGUAGAGGUGCGUGACCGUGCUGAUACCGGGGCCGGCAGAGUACUCGGACGGUACUGUGGAACCAGCCUGCCUCCUGAGCUGACCUCCUCUGGGCCUCAGAUAACCGUGGUAUUUGUAGCUGACGAGGGUGUGGCAGACAGUGGCUUCAACGCGUCCUACCAGGCCAUCUCCCUCUCUGAGAGAACAUGCAGUCCUACUCAGUUUGCCUGCAGCAGUGGAGAGUGCCUGCACCAGGAGUGGCUGUGUGAUGGCUGGACUGACUGUGCAGACGGGACAGAUGAGCACAACUGUGACAACUCGACCUAUCCCACUUUCAGCUUGUCCUGUGAACCCAUCGAGGUGGAGAUGUGUCAGGGCCUGAGCUACAACCACACCUCCUUCCCCAACAUUUGGCUGUCCAUCGCUGACCAGAGAGAGGCAGCCACGCUGCUCCGUCAGUACAUGGUACUGAUGGAGCUGGCGUGUUUCCAGCCCCUGCGCAGGCUGGUGUGUGGGAUGUUCAUGCCCCACUGCAGCCCUCAGGGUGGGGUGCUGCAGCCCUGCCGGUCAGUGUGCUCCUGGGCAGCGCAGCAGUGUAGUCAGGCCCUGGAUGUCUUCACCUUCAGCUGGCCCUUCAACUGCCACCUGCUACCUGACUCCCAAGACCCUAUGGAGUGCUCCAGCCCUUGAAGUAUAGCACCUGCCCCAUUCUUUGGCUACAGUACAACCAUAGUUAUGAGAUUAAUCCAACACAGGACUAUAAGAAAUCUUAAGAAUACCAUCAAAGCUCCAAUCUUUUGAACGAAUCUUGCAGUCUCGCUUGGACACUGAACAUCAUCAUCAUCUAAGGACCUUUACAUGCAAAAAGAAUCACAAUGUUGCACUUCUGCAGACUCUAUAUGGUUCUAGCCUUGUACAGCAUAAUACAGAUGUAUGGAACAGAACCGGUUGGAGUUAACAUGGGAAUAGAAAAUAAUUGUACAUCUUAAUAAAUACAAUGCUGAUUUUGACAUACUGUAGCUUGAUGUUUUGCAAAUGUGUAUGAUUGAACCAUACAUUUUUAGUGUAAUGAAUUUGACCGAGACAAUACUUGUAUGUUCUACAUCAAAUGCAAUUUUUUUUGCACUAUAUUUAUUU
This is a messenger RNA of Oncorhynchus kisutch (coho salmon), 2248 nucleotides long. RefSeq names its product membrane frizzled-related protein-like. The record is from RefSeq and is a predicted model, not a curated record. Gene Ontology annotation, molecular function: protein binding. NCBI's taxonomy places the organism in Eukaryota, Metazoa, Chordata, Actinopteri, Salmoniformes, Salmonidae. Bases 107 to 1801 code for a protein of 564 amino acids. The transcript has 11 exons.